Molecule: messenger RNA, 1756 nt
Organism: Eleginops maclovinus (Patagonian blennie)
Lineage: Eukaryota; Metazoa; Chordata; Actinopteri; Perciformes; Eleginopidae
Gene: tmem244
Product: transmembrane protein 244
Exons: 11
Coding region: 711-1235 (174 amino acids)
Source: RefSeq, a predicted model, not a curated record
AAUCAUCACAUUAUAAAGGCGGCCAUCUUUUAUGUCUGAAAAGUCGUUGAUAUUAUGUUUUUAAUUACCAAGGAAAGAGCUUUGGGAAACGCUCCAUUCCAUUGUGCGCAUGCGCAGUGUCACUACUCGUCCUCAUCACCCACAGGUGUGACAGCAGGAAGUUGAAAGAAAAGGCGUGUGUUGCAGAGUUUCACCUGUGGAUCGGGAAAGGAUUGAUUUCUUGCAAAAAAUCUACCGGGCAGAGGGAGCUAGGAGGACCACCAUAUUACUGAGAUGGCAUUAGCACAGAUGAAGAUGAAAAUCCCAAUGCCCAUUGUGAAUGGCCCGAACAUCUUCAUCCGCUCAGAGUGACGGUGCUGUUCCAGGAACCGUGCCAGAGCACCCGAGAUCUGCUUAGAGGGCGCACCUACAUGCAAAGCACAUUGAAGAUCUUUCCAAAGCUGGACAUCCAGGAUGAAUCACAGCAACAAAAACGAAGCAAGGAAGGAAGGAAGGAAGCAAGCAAGCAAACAAACAAACAAACAAACAAACAAACUUGAUGAACAUAGAGGAGAACUGAAAGAUGGAACAAGAAGAAAGAGGAUUGUAGAAAAACAGGAAGUAAGGAAAGGGAAAAAAGGAACCAGCAGAAGCACACCAGCGGGAGAGAUGAGGAAGCUACCUUAAAGGUACUGUAGCCUUCAUGCUCUCAUGUAGAGCAGCAGCCAUUCAUGUUGUUGGACUACUGCUGUCGUUGUUUUGGAGUUACACUCAUCAAACGCCAUGGACCCCUCUCCCUCAAGACCACACCCAGUGAUACUUUGGUCGUCCUGCAGAAUCUGUUGAUGUGCAUGGUGUGCUUCUACUCUCUCUACUACAUCGUGGUCAGUCUCUGCAUAGGACUGCUCAGGGUUCAUGAGAUCAACAGCUUGUUGGCUCCCUUUGACUACACAACGCAACCGUCAUGGCAGAACCCCAAAUACCUCGUCGGUGUUAUCUCCACAGAAGUGACCUAUGUUUUGGGAGGGCUGAUAUUCGCAUGGAUCGUAGAGGAGUGGGUUUGGGAUUAUGCCAUAACUGUCACACUGCUGCAUAUCGCGAUGACGGUAGCAGUGAUGUCAGACUUCCCUUCAGCUGAGCACUGGUGGAUAGCUCUGGGUUCAGGCCUGGUAAUGAUGAUAUUUGCAGGACAGCUCACAGCCUAUAAACUCUUCAGGAGCAACUUUGUCUACCCAGCUGAACUGCAGAACUUCUAACAAACACAAUGAGGAAAGCUUUUAAAUGGCUUAUUGCUUAAUCUCAGCCCCUGAUACAUCCCAGUGGGUAAACUGAUCAACGAUUUGUGCUUUGUUUAUGCUAACAUAAGCAAAAGCAACUACUGUAUAUGUAUGGAGAAUAUAAGGCAACCACAAAUAACAACUUUGUUUAUAGCUUAUAGUCACAUCCCUCCUUGUACAAAUGGCCCAACUUUGUUUUCUAAAGAAUAUUCUGUACAGUUUAAAUAUUGUUUUGUAUUGUUUAUCUACAUACCUCCUACUAUAAUAUUAUAUGAAGGCAAUAUAAAAGAUGACACCUGUCGCAUUCUGAAAAAAAUGUGACCACGGUACAAAAAAUUUAGUAGUGUAAGUAAUUUUGCUGUUAUAUUCAUGUGUCAUUGCCAGAUUUUGUGCAUGUAGGCCUAUAGUGUUUUAUCCUGAUAAAGUAAAGUGUUACCUGUAUUGAAAUGAUGAUUGUAUAUACUACUUAAAAUUGGAUUUACAUUAAAUACUUCAAGCAA